Molecule: messenger RNA, 947 nt
Organism: Lathyrus oleraceus (garden pea)
Lineage: Eukaryota; Viridiplantae; Streptophyta; Magnoliopsida; Fabales; Fabaceae
Product: bidirectional sugar transporter NEC1
Exons: 5
Coding region: 54-812 (252 amino acids)
Biological process (GO): carbohydrate transport
Cellular component (GO): membrane
Molecular function (GO): sugar transmembrane transporter activity
Source: RefSeq, a predicted model, not a curated record
UACUCUCUCAUAUUACACAUAAAGAAGAAGAAAAAAACAUCUAUAUCUCAAAAAUGUUUACAUUUUCUAAUCAUGAGAUGGUUUUGAUCUUUGGUCUCUUGGGUAACAUUGUGUCAUUCUUGGUGUUCUUAGCUCCAUUGCCAACCUUCUAUUCAAUUUACAAGAAAAAAUCAUCUGAAGGGUUUCAAUCAAUUCCAUAUGUGGUUGCACUUCUUAGUGCAUUAUUGUUGCUAUACUAUGGCUUUCUAAAAACCAAUGCUCUUUUGAUUAUCACCAUCAAUUGUAUUGGAUGUGUUAUAGAAGUUAUUUACCUAAUCAUGUUCAUCAUAUAUGCUCCCAAGAAACUCAAGAUAUCAACUUUGAUUUUGAUACUUGUUGCUGAUAUUGGAGGCUUUGGCAUGACAAUGAUAAUCACUUUCUUUAUUGUGAAGAGAGCCUUUCGUGUCCAUGCUGUUGGUUUGAUUUGUGCCAUUUUUAACAUUGCUGUCUUUGCUGCUCCUUUAAGCAUAAUGAGAAGGGUGAUUAAAACAAGAAGUGUUGAGUUCAUGCCAUUUUCCUUGUCAUUGUUUCUUACUCUAUGUGCCACCAUGUGGUUCUUCUAUGGACUCUUUGACAAGGAUAACUACAUUAUGAUGCCAAAUGUGUUGGGAUUUUUAUUUGGCAUCUCUCAAAUGAUCUUAUACCUCAUAUACAAGAAUGCUAAGAAUAAAGUUGAAGCUAAUUCAACUGAGAAACAAGAACAUGGUUUUGAUGAUGAUGACAAUAAACAGAAUUUCACUUCAAUGGUGGAAAUGAAAGAGAAUAUAGUUUGAUGUUUCAUUGUAUAUUAUAUGUUUAAUUAGGAUGAAUGAUGAAUCAUGAAUAACAUGUCUCUUAAUUAUAUCUUAUAGAGUUAUUAUGUUCUAUGUACUAAUAGAGACUAUGAGCUAUGACAUGCUUUGAUUAUA